Molecule: messenger RNA, 1434 nt
Organism: Zophobas morio
Lineage: Eukaryota; Metazoa; Arthropoda; Insecta; Coleoptera; Tenebrionidae
Exons: 4
Coding region: 1-1434 (477 amino acids)
Source: RefSeq, a predicted model, not a curated record
AUGUGUAAGAUCAAAACAGACGUUAAGAGGUUAAAAAAGGACCCAACAAUUAGUAUGCAAAUAAAAACUUACGAUGAAAAAACAAAUCUAGACUUAGUGUUCUCCAAUAUUAAUUGUAAAGUAAGUAAAGCAGAUUCCCCGUUAGUGGUUGAAGAUAAACAUCACCCAGCACUGGUUGUGGACUGUUAUUUAGAUGAUCAGUUUAAGCCCAAUUUUGCGAUGAACACGGAAAAAUUAACAUAUAAUUUUAAGAAAGCCAAUUAUCAUUUAAUGUACAAGCUCUUUUCAGAGACUGACUGGUCUUUCAUAAACUCAAUCUGUGAUGUCAAUCAAGCCUGCACCGUGUUUUAUGACUGUAUAUAUAAAGUAUUUGAAAAGUCAGUACCAAAGUUUAAAGUUAGGCCUCCAUCUCGUAAAAGUUAUCCUCCUUGGUUCACUGGGGACAUUAUUGCCUGCAUUCGUAAUAAAUCGAUGGCCCAUCGUAACUACAUAAGAUUUAAAACGCCAUACUAUUAUAACAUCUUCAAGUCAUAUCGUUUCCAGCUCAACAUUUUAAUCGACACAGCAUACAAGAAUUAUAUUUCUAAUAUCGAGAACAGCGUCUCCACAAAUCCAAAAAAAUUUUGGGCUUUCGUACAUGGCAAAAAAGGUCACUCUAAAAUUCCAGGCGUAAUGGAAUACAAUGAUACCGAGCGUACAUCACCGCUAUCUAUAGUUGAAGGAUUUGCGCACUAUUUUAACAGUGUUUAUACCAACUCUAAUCCGCUUACUUCUUCUUCCAAUUCUAAAACUAGGUCGUCUGUCUUGGUUAAUCUUGAAACCAUAUCAGAAAAGGAUGUUCUUACAGCACUAAAAAGUUCUAAAGACUCUUUUACUAUGGCACACGAUGGUGUGCCCAGCUUCCUUUUAAAGGACUGUGCCUAUGUUUUUAUUAAACCUUGUUUAUAUUUAUUUAAUUUAAUAUUAAGGUGUGGUCUCUUUCCUGUUAUUUGGAAAAAGGCAAUAGUUUGUCCGAUAUUUAAAAAAGGAAGUCAAUCGAAAAUUGUCAAUUACAGACCCAUCUCGCUGCUUUGUAAUUUUGCUAAAGUAUUCGAGUCUAUUUUAUUUAAAGACAUUUAUGCUUCGACCAAAACCAAUUUGUCACAGUUUCAGCACGGGUUCAUGGAGAAACGCUCUACAAUUUCUAAUCUAGCAUCUUUUACACAGUAUACAUCUGAGGCCAUCGACAAAAAAAAGCAGGAAGCGAAGACCGUGAAAAUCGUUUAUUUUGUUGAACAAGACUUUUUCAUUAUCAUGUGUUAUUACCGUAAUGGGACAUUCGUAAACGGAGAGUGGGUAUAUGCUCUAACCGUUUAUUUGUUCGACCUGGCAGUGUCGACAAGGGGAAAUCUCCUGGAAGCCCUUCACUAUCUGAGGAAGUUGUUGAUGAUUUGA